UAUAGGGGAAAGGAAGGCAAAACGGACCCUGUGGGCAAAAAGGUCCACCUUGAUUAUAAUGAAACAUGUAACGCCAUCUAUCUGAUUGUUACGUCAAAUUAUUGGAAGCCAUGUUGCCGCUUUCGGUCAGUGUACUCAGUUCCACCGGCCGCACGUGCACCGAUUUAGCAAGAUGGUAAAUAAUUAUAAAAGAAAAUCCAAUCGAAAUUCCUGGGAUGAAGCCAGCAUGAAAAAUGCAAUCGAGAAAGUCAAACGAGGUAAAACAGCAAUUAUUACGUCAUCACCCUACCGCCUUGAAGUGGAAGCUUCUCAAAAUAAACAGGCUGAGAAGAUCAAGAAAGCACUUAUUUUCCAGAAAGACAUGAAACCUACAAAAAGAGAAGCAAAAAGUAAGACAGGAAAAAAGAAAAUCAAGAAAACUUUACGAAAAAUUUCAAAAAAAGGAAAAGCUAGCAAGAUAUCUGAUGUAAAAAGGUCAAAAACUAAAAACAAUUAUAGUUCAUCUGAGGAAGAUGACACUGAGUGUCUGUACUGUUCUCAUUUGUAACUAGAAAAAUGUGCUAACUGAUUAAUUUUAUGUAAGUCCGUUUUGCCUUCAUGUGUGGUCCAUUUUGCCUACCACAUGAAGGUAAAACGGACAUAUUGAAGGUAAUAGAAAUCAACUAAUAUCCUCAUUGUCUGUGAUUUUAUCAAAGUCUGAUUCGUACCUAAUGUAGAGUAAAGAAUGUUGAUUAAUAUUACUUUGAAGAA
Spodoptera exigua (beet armyworm) is the source of this 750-nucleotide messenger RNA. Lineage: Eukaryota; Metazoa; Arthropoda; Insecta; Lepidoptera; Noctuidae. The record is from the annotation of a GenBank genome assembly.